UUUUCGACCAGUUCUGGAAACCCUUUAUGACUUCUGGAGCAAGAUUCACUCCAAAUACCGCUGAGAUGAAGCCAAUACAGAUUACCGCUCUUGCAUUUCUGGUCACGGCCGUCAGCGGCUGGAAGCUGCAGUGGGAUGCCGGCAUAAACAUCAACUGCCAGGUCUAUGACAGCUUCACCAACUUUACGGUCAGGGUCUGGGAAGGACAGUGCGACGGGAACGCAGCCGCCUGCAAUCCGUCCGGUGGGGCCAACUACUCUUCCACCGCCACGACGUGUCACGACGACAUUUACAAUGGUGGAGUCAUCACCGCGACCGAGAAUUGUGAGCGCGAGAUCGGCAGAGGCGCUGCCCUGAUGGUCAGUGGGUGUUGCCAGUUCUUCAGUAGCCAGGACUCAUGUUCCGGCACGCCGUAUCUGGAAUUAGCUGAGGGGGCGUGUGAGGACCCGAUUCAAAUCACUAAAUUCACCUGUAGUGAUGAGUGUUGAUGUAAGAGGGGCACUGUUGAGGACUUUGCCGUCCAGCUUUUACUGGAAGUGGGUCUCGG
Diaporthe batatas is the source of this 547-nucleotide messenger RNA. RefSeq lists its product as uncharacterized. The record is from RefSeq and is a predicted model, not a curated record. The transcript has 3 exons. Bases 27 to 488 code for a protein of 153 amino acids. Lineage: Eukaryota; Fungi; Ascomycota; Sordariomycetes; Diaporthales; Diaporthaceae.